AUGGUGUUCAGCAGCUUCCGCCGCGGAGAAAACCUCGUAAAUGGGUGGUCCAUCUGCAUGAGGCGUUUCUACAUAUACGAGCCCUACGAUGAGGUCCAACCAAGCAGAGAUGUCAGAUGCAUAACUCGACAUCCAAAUAUGGCAUCUCUAGAUGCCGAACUAACGCAGGCUGAUCUGAUCAGAGUUUACGCCGUUUAUUGUUUUUAG
Molecule: messenger RNA, 207 nt
Organism: Fusarium venenatum
Lineage: Eukaryota; Fungi; Ascomycota; Sordariomycetes; Hypocreales; Nectriaceae
Source: RefSeq, a predicted model, not a curated record